Coffea eugenioides is the source of this 2787-nucleotide messenger RNA. Its product is annotated as DEAD-box ATP-dependent RNA helicase 52C-like. The transcript has 6 exons. Lineage: Eukaryota; Viridiplantae; Streptophyta; Magnoliopsida; Gentianales; Rubiaceae. The record is from RefSeq and is a predicted model, not a curated record. Bases 355 to 2268 code for a protein of 637 amino acids. Gene Ontology annotation, cellular component: nucleus. Gene Ontology annotation, molecular function: ATP binding; RNA binding; RNA helicase activity.
ACACUCUCCAUACACGCAGAGUAGUGGCCUUUCCGUUUUCCACAUAGCACCUCCCCCCCCCCCCCCCCAGUGACAAGAGUAUAAAACGAUUCUGUUUAAUAGUACUCCAGUAUGAAACACGCUCCCUCAACUAUUGCUACUAGUAGUAAACCUUACUGCUUUUCCUUCUCCGUACAACCAUCGACCCUUCUUCCUCCUGCUUUCUCUUUUCUCUCACGUAAGAUGAUCCUGACCCUUCCCUGUUCCCACCUUCAUCUAGGUUUUUCGGCUGACUACCUCUGAGCCCAUUUAUUUAUUUUUCAGCUUUCCAUUUCCAGAUAAUAUAUUCUUCUUGUCGACUCAAAAAGUACGUCAAUGCCGUGGAACGAAUCAACUCGCUCACCUCGACCCAUCUCACCUGCCUAUCUUCCACCCCACCUCCGCCAUCAACCCACCUUUACAGUCACCAUUCCCACCUCACUCGCCCGCUCUUCCUCCAGCCGAGGAGGAGGAGGAGGAGGGCGUGGGCGUGGGCGUGGGCGUGGCUUUCGCGGUGGUAGAGCUCCGAACCCACCCCGAUCAUACGGCCGAUCCAGACGAAACUUCUCCGACUAUGACCCGAAUCCAUAUAACCAGAAGAUCAUGCCCGAACCACCCUUUGAUAUUUCUGAGAAAUUUGAUGAGCUGGAGGUCAUAGACGAUGACCCUUCGGGCGUAAAUAAUAUCAAUGCGUACGAUGAAACUCCGGUGGAAACGAGUGGGUUCGACGUCCCUCCUCCGGUGACGUCGUUUUCCGAGAUUGAUUUCUGCUCGGGGCUCAGUGAUAACAUCAAGAGAUGUCAGUUUGUGAAGCCGACGCCGAUACAGCGUUACGCCAUCCCGGUGGCGAUGGCCGGAAGGGACCUCAUGGCUUGUGCUCAAACCGGGUCGGGCAAGACUGCGGCGUUUUGCUUUCCUAUUAUCACUAGGAUCCUGAGGGACCAUCAUCAACUGAAAAGCCCCACGAAAAAAAUUGACAGGAAUGGUGGAGGAGGAGGCUUCAGUUUGAAGACGAUCAUGGCAUGUCCUCUGGCCCUCAUACUAGCUCCUACUCGGGAGUUGUCUUGUCAGAUACAUGAUGAAGCCAAGAAGUUUUCCUACAAAACUGGAGUGAAGGUUGUCGUGGCAUAUGGAGGCGCACCCAUUGUUCAGCAGUUUCGCAAUCUGGAAAAAGGUGUUGACAUAUUGGUUGCAACACCCGGACGUCUGGUUGAUAUGAUAGAAAGAGCAAAAGUAUCUUUAAAGAAUGUCAAGUAUUUGGCUCUGGAUGAGGCUGAUAGAAUGUUGGAUAUGGGCUUUGAGCCUCAAGUUAGGAAGAUCGUUCAGCAAAUGGAAAUGCCUCCUGCAGGGGUAAGGCAGACAAUGCUUUUCAGUGCAACAUUCCCUAUUGAAAUUCAAAGGCUUGCAUCAGAUUUUCUUUCAAACUACAUUUUUCUAGCUGCAGGGAAGGUUGGAUCUAGUACCGAUCUCAUAGCUCAAAGAGUAGAAUAUGUUCAUGAUGCGGACAAGAAAAACCAUUUGUUGAACCUUUUAAGAUCCCAACGAGCAAAUGGAAAGCAUGCUUUGACGUUGGUUUUUGUGGAAACAAAGAAAGGAGCUGAUGCCUUGCAAUCCUGGUUGUCGAUGAAAGGGUUUCCAUCAAUGGCUAUUCAUGGUGACAAAGUACAAAUGGAAAGAGAACGGGCAUUGAAAUCUUUUAGAAGCGGUCUGACUCCCAUUCUGGUAGCAACAGAUGUCGCAGCACGAGGCUUGGACAUUCCACAUGUUGCUCAUGUCAUAAACUUUGACUUGCCAAGGGAAAUAGGUGACUACGUUCACAGGAUAGGUCGGACUGGGCGUGCUGGCAAACCUGGACUAGCAACAGCAUUUUUCAGUGACAAGAAUGCACCUCUUGCAAAGGCUCUUGUUGAACUGAUGCAGGAAGCAAAUCAAGAAAUUCCUCCCUGGCUCAAUGAAUACACUGAGACAUCUCAUGCCUACGGUAGUGGCGGGACUCGAUCAAGCCGCUUCAGUGGUGUAAAGUUUGGUGGCCACAAUUACCGAAGAGGUGCAGACAAUGAGAACUAUGACUACUCGAACCAGUUUGAGGAUGGAACUGCUCUAGAAUCUUAUCCUUCACAUUCUAGUCCAUAUUCUUCGCAUGAUUCUCGUGCUGAUUUUCCUACAUCUUCCCGAGCAGAUUCGUUUCAUGAAGGCUUCUAUGGUCACAUGCUGGACCACCGUACUGUUGUUGCCAGUGGCUGGGAUUGAUUCCCAGAAUCAGAUUUUGUUGACAGCCCCCUUAGUUUUAGGCAGAAAGAAAAGAAAAGAAAAGACAUAUACUGGGUAGUUUUGGUUGCUAUUAGUUGCUGCAAGCUUUAUUAGAACAGGCUGAUGGCAGUAGCAGAUACGUGUAAACCUGACAUUUGGUCUGACUUGAUUUGUGACUAACUGGGCUGUUGCGAUUAUACAAACCUGUUUUUGUCGUGGGCAGAUCCUUGUGUCACCAUAUUAAGCCCUCAUUUCAGGCUGGGCAAAUGUCGUUUGGAUGUGAUGGGCAGGCAUUUGGAGGGACAAAAUAAACUGUGUGAAGUAGCCUUCCCUUCUUAGCCUGCUGCAGGCUUUAUUUGUGCAAUUACUUGUUGUUUUGGCUUGGUUUUGUCGCGUGAAGCGACGUGCAAGUAGAACGACCAGUUAGAUUACUGAAGCUGCUGUCUGUCUGCACAUGUAGCCCGUUCCUCUUUACCUUCUGCUGAACUCGAAUGGUAGACCAAUUUGCAUUUUCAUCUA